Messenger RNA from Aedes albopictus (Asian tiger mosquito), 4758 nucleotides. RefSeq names its product transcription factor HIVEP2. NCBI's taxonomy places the organism in Eukaryota, Metazoa, Arthropoda, Insecta, Diptera, Culicidae. The transcript is spliced from 5 exons. Gene Ontology annotation, cellular component: nucleus. The coding region runs from base 675 to 3857 and encodes 1060 amino acids. Gene Ontology annotation, molecular function: DNA-binding transcription factor activity, RNA polymerase II-specific; RNA polymerase II cis-regulatory region sequence-specific DNA binding. The record is from RefSeq and is a predicted model, not a curated record. Gene Ontology annotation, biological process: regulation of transcription by RNA polymerase II.
UGUUGCAAAACUCAAUUUUUAAUGCACUCGCCGGCAAAUGUACAAAUGUGUAUGAAGAAUCGAGUUAUCGCUUUCCAGUGUAACUACACCACAUUGAACUACUGUCUAGCAACAUUAUUCAUUGUCUCCCACUGAAAUUUCACCGGUAGAUACAGACUUUAGCUGUGAGAGACGACGAGAAAAGCUCCAACAUGUCAGUUAAACCACCAUCCCGUACGACUAUGAAAGCGAGUCGCUGUACUUGAAACCAGGAUCGAACGACGUCUGAGCCCGCGGGACCGCGAUGAAUGAUGCCAUGCCAGAGUUGUAGUGCGGGAAGUACCGUGAGAAGUGGACGCAUGGUUGUUUUUGUUUUCAGAAUCCUGCCGUUCGCUACAAUUGGCUCAGUGACCACCACGCCACGACAAGGCGGAGGCGACUCAGAUGACGAAGUCAACAGUCGACUACGACGACGACGACGACGACGACGGUGAUGAUGAUGAGUAGUUGAUCUUCUGCUAUUACUCCGUGUCCGCAGAGUGAGCUCAGGUCGUUCAAAGUUUGGUGUUGCUUGCCAGUCACCGUUCGCUCUCUAGUCAGUUUGUUGUUAGUGUGGCUGUUGCUGUUGUUGUUGACAGUCGUCGAGCGGACGACCGAGUGGAUUACAUGAUCCGGGUGGAGGACUUCCGCCCGCUAUGGAAAAAUCGAACAGCUGUAGCGCAGGCAAAACUACGUCAGUGAGUCAACAGCAUCCAAAUUUGGCGGCAGCGGAAAAUAGCGGACUGCAUCACCAUCAUCAUCAUCAAAAUCAUCAACCGCACCAUCAGCAGCACCAGCAACACACCUCGGCUCCACAAUCCACUGCCGUCGCCAGCAGUGCGAGUUCCUCCGAUCUUAAGUACCUGCAUAAGAAGUUUAAGCGCAUUGCUAGUGCCAGCUUAAGCACUGUCGAUGACAGUGGCAGUGAAUCGUCGAAGAAUCACGUUACGUCAGCAGAAGCGCUCAGCCGUAGUACACCGUUUACUACGACGUCGACGACGCCGACGCCAACUGCGAUAGCAAGUGCAAUCAGCGAUUCAGGCCCCGUCGUCGCCUACUCCACCGCUGCCGCGUAUUUGCCAAACCCAACGACUACUACUGCUGCUACGGCGGCGGUUGUAGUAGCAAACUCUGUCGUUGAACCACCCGUUCAGCAGCAACCAUGUGCCAACAGUACUAUCAAGGUGAAGAAGGAAAGUGAUUUUGUGGUCUACCCGUACGAAGCGAGUGCGACGGUGCGCUUUCAACCAACAGUAGAACAACAACACUCGCGGACUGUGAUCGAUGGGGACGACAGCUAUCAAAGUCGGCUCCAAUUAACCUUUCCGUGUGGUACCCCUGACCGGCUACACCAGAAACGGCCACUUCAGCAGAGUAACGGUGCUUCCUUGAAUUGCGUCAACCACGUAAGUGGGGCGAGCAUCAAUAGUUUUAUUAUCAGCAACAACCAUAUUCCUGUGAAACUAGAAGUGAGUGGUGACGGUACGAUUAAACCCUACUAUCCCAGUGUGAAUAAUAACAGUGCUAUCAAUACUAGUUGUGAUCUAAACGAGAAGAAUCAGUGUAGUACUACCACGGGAGGCGACGUUGACGGUGCCGCUAGUGGUCGAAGUAGUAAUAGUAGUGGAAGUGCGUUAUCAGCGCACGAGUUGGCCACUCAGGCCGAACAGAAGUACAUAGUUGUCCUGCAGCAGCAGCAACAGCAAUUGCAACACCAGUCUCCGCUGUACGAUCCAUCCUGUACUAAUAGUGUAAGUUCGACGUCUGUGGAAGCUGUCGGAUCGCCAGCGGUGGUAACCGGCAGCAGUAAUAGCGGGGCCGGAAUCCCCGGCAAGUAUAUGUGUCCGUACUGUAGGCUGAACUGCAACAAACCAUCGGUACUGGAGAAGCACAUCCGGCGGCACACGAACGAGCGGCCCUUUCGAUGCGAUCCCUGUGGGAUGGCAUUCAAGACCAAAAGUAACCUGUACAAACACUGUCGAUCUCGAGCUCAUCGGUCAAAGUUUCCAGAUAAGGAUAUUGGACCCACUGUAGAUGAGGACGGUUCCCUGGGAUCGGAUAUCGAAGACAAAGAAUUGAGCAACAGCGGUUCGGAUAUUAUCAACCGAGGAUCACCGAUGAUGGAUGACCGCGUACACUCGCCACAGCUCCUGGUGGAGAAACCCUACAAACCCAAGUUUCACAAUGCUGCCCUGUACGCCAAGUUUGACGGCAACAAACUGGGACCAGUGGGCGGCAAACCGGUGGUUUCUACAGCGAUGGUCAUCAACAAUAGCAGUAGUCAGCAGCAACACUACAUCAGCAGUACUGCCGGUAGCGGGGCCAAUUACAGCAGUAGUAACAGCACAUCGAUGGUUAGUCAUUCAGUUCCUUCAACGCCGCACUAUUUGAACGGUCAAAAUGUCGAAUCGCUCGAGCAACACAUUUCCAAGUUGAUAUCCGACAACGAAGCGAUAGUUGAUGUGGUAGAGCUACCGCUUCAGAAAAAGUACCACAAAAUAACUGGCAUCACACGAGGCAUAUCAGUAAACAGUAGUACUAGCAGUGGUUUAGCUGGUUCGGAUUCUCCUAGUUCUAAAUUGGCUAACGCACUGCUACAGAAGAGGAACAGCGAAGAACUACAGCAGCAGCAAUUGCUGAUGCUACAGCAACAGCAUCAGAUGCAGCAACAGCAACUACAACAAAUGCAGCAGCAGCAACAACAACAACAACAACAGCAUAUUCAGCCAUAUCCUCCAAGUGAACCUACCAGACCAAAGACGAUGGUGGCACAGAUUCCCUACGUGCAGAACCAUCAUCCUCCGGUGGGAACAAUAGAAGUGAUGCAUCAAUUGCCACCACAACAGCAACAGCAACAACAACAGCCUCAGCCUCAGAUGGUGGUUCGACCCAUCAGUGCCAACGAACUACAACCGCAACAAGUGCAAUAUCAGCAACCGUUAAAUUUAAGCAAACCCGUUCCAAACGAUCCACCAUCUAGUGCUGUUUGCGAGCCUGUUGCAGUACUAGCAGAACCUUCGCGUAUACGACCGCGAAGCGAGAGUUCGCGAUACAGUCGUGAGCAAUCGCCCGCUUCGUCUUCCUCGGUGCAACACCAAGCGCCCCCAUCGACGUCUGCUGUGUACUCUCAGCAGCAGCAGCAGCAGCAAGUUGCCAUCCCGCCAAGUCAACCGGCACCUUCUGCAGCGUCGCAACCAGUUCCUGUUAACGAUCAUCCUCAAAACCCGGAGCGAUCCAUCAUCAAAGACCUUCUGUUGAACUCGCGCGAAUUCGGUGUGGUCCAGAAUCCGGAGAACGAGAACAUCGAAAAGCUGUUCACCUGCAAGUCUUGCAACACCAGCUUCAGGGACGCCGAAAUUCUCAAAUAUCACACGGUCUGCUUCUGCAAAGGUAACAGCAGCAGUUUGAACAGUCCGGAUAGUGCGCCGAUGAGUCCGGUUGGUUCGCCACUGUCGCACUACAUGCGAUCCAAGCGGUUCAACCCGAACAGCUUGAAGAGCCUCGCCCGGGGGCUGUUGCUGCCUCCUUCGAGAAAUCCGGCUCCGCUUUCCAAGCUGGCAAAGUCGCAACUGAAGCUUCCUCGGGCGCGACCGGAAAAUAUUUCGCUGCCACCGAAGGAAGGAAGCAGCAGUAGAUCGAGCAGUAGUACCAGCGUUAGUGCCUCCGAAAAUUCCGCAGUGCCGGAAGUUCAGACUACAUUGCCGGCGGUUGCCAAAGUCGUGGACGUGGUUCAAAAUCCUUUGCCAUCGCCGGGACCGCUGCUGGGCAACACCCGGCUGGUGGAUUUCCAGACCAGCAAAGGUGAGUUCUUUAGCGGUAAAUGUUCGAAUCCCAACUAACAUUUUCAGCGCUAUAAGCUUCAGUCACUAGCUUUCUGCUGCAUAACAACCGAAUGCAAGCAGUGAACGCUGAAUAAAAAGGAAGCUGGUCAAAACUAAACCAUAAGCUCAUACACAGCUGCAAUACAAAUACCAUACAACUACCCAGUUCAGUUUUCUGAAAUCAGUUACUUGCCACUAGGUCUGCAUUUACUGCGCUACAAUCCAUCUCCGGGAGAUUUUCCGGAAGAUAUAAAAACUCAAACUUAUCGAAUAGGAGUGCCUACCAAUAAACAGCUGCAAUUAUACAGUACACUUUGUAAUGCUGCCGAAAUCACAAAACAAUAGCGCUUUGAAGCUCGUUAUGCGAUAUCAUUACAGCUAGAAGCUGUAUUGGUUUAUCAACGCGGCUUGUAGGAUGUAAACAUUAUAGCCAAAACAAACUGUAAGCGGUAUAUAUAGUUGCAACACAACUACUUUACGGCUGUCCAUCUCGGUUUUGUUAAAUCAUUUGGGUUGCGUUUACUGCAUUCUAAUUCAACUCCGGAAGAGUUGCCGGAAGAUGUGCCAAUCGAAUAUGAGUCCCCACCAAUCAAACAGCUGCUUUUAUACAGUACCUUUUGUAAUGUUGGCAAAUACGCAAAUCAGCAGCGCUUUGUAGCCUUCUAUAGAUCAUUCUUUCAGCUAGACGCUGUGGUGAAGAAACUCUUGGCGCAACCACACAGCUUGUUGAAUGUAAACAUUAUUGCGUUUGACGUUUCACAUGCUUUUUCAGCUAGAUGAAGUUGAUUAAGCAUUCUUGCGGCACAACUGCAAAGCAUUGGUUAGUGUAAAACAAAACGGGCAAUUUUCUAUGCUAUUUAUAUAUAACAGUGUGGCAGCGAGGACUUCAUCGGAACCAGCGGAUUCAGAGAUCGAGAGU